AUGGUGUCAAACGAGUAUCUUACCCACGGGGAGAAGGAUGAGUUCGAUCCCCUAAAGUGGUCGUCAACCCCAGGCGAGCUUCCUCGACGAUCCCCCGCCACGCACCUGAAUGUGCUGAUCGUCGGGGCAGGCCCCGCGGGACUGAUAACAGCGCUUGAAUGCUGGAGGAAAGGGCACAAUGUGGUGGGGAUCUUGGAACGAAGCCAAGGGCCGGUCUAUACGGGCGACAUCAUCGUUAUAGGUCCCUCCGCCAUCUGCACCCUUCGUCACUGGCCCGAAAUCUGCCGCGAACUCGACCAGGAUCGAUCAGACAGCGUGAUGUAUUACCGCCGACAUCACGGGGAGCUGAUUCUAGGCCCAACAACAUUGGGCUACAACAGCCCCGAGCAUCGGUCCCAGCGCCCUGAAGGCCUACCCUACGUGGCCCCACACCAAAUUCGUCGCAAGUUUUACCGCAUGCUGCUCCGCCAGGUCGCACGCAUCGGGCUCAAAGUCGAGUACGGCCAGCGAGUGGAGCGGUACUUCGAAGACGAGGCCAUGGGCGUCGGGGGUGUGAUCACGACAGACGGCAGCGUACGAGUGGCGCACCUAGUUGUCGCCGCGGAUGCCUUCAAGACGCCCUCCGACCUGCUCAUCGCGGGCGAGCAUGCGCCCACGCACUCCAGCGGCAUGUCGGUGUAUCGUGCGGCGCUGCCAACGGCAUUAGCUCUGCGAGAUCCUGCAUUCCAGGCCCGUUGGGGCGAGGUGGUGGCCCGGGGGGAAUCUCACCACGAGUUCUGGAUCGGUCCCGGUAUGCACCUAGGGCUGUUUAUCUCACCAGACUUUGUGGCAUACGGACUGACGCCGCGCGACAAAUUCCUACACCCCGACGGCAACGAGCCCAUCGAGACUUGGGAUCCUAAUGUCGAUCCACAGGAGGUGCUAGACGUCCUGCACCGCAUCCCGGAUUGGGAUCCGGCCAUCGAGGGCUUGAUCCGCAACACGCCCCCGCGCGCCACGGUUCACUGGCCGCUCCUGUGGCGGAAUUUACGGCGCGAGUGGACGUCCCCGGCCGGUCGUGUGGUGCAGGUCGGUGACGCCGCGCAUACCACGGUGCCGGCGUCGAUCAGCGGGGGAACGCUGGCAAUCGAAGAUGCCGUUACACUGGCGGCCUGCUUACAGCUCGCGUGUGCCGGGGGUGCGCCUGGUGGAGCACCGUUAGGAGCUCGCAUCUACAAUCUCUUACGCUACCAGCGCGUGAGCUGCGUGCAGAAGAUGUCAUUUGUCAAUUCCGAGAAUCUGGGUGCCGCCAAUAUGAAUGAGGUGCUCGCAAAAGACCCCGAGAAGGUGAAGGUCCGGUUCCCCAAAUGGCUGUUCCAACAUGAUCCGGAGGCGUACGUUUAUGAGAAAUACGGCCAGGCUUACUUGCAUUUGACGCUUGGCACGGACUUUCAAAACACUAAUUUUCCUCCGGGUCAUAAUUUCAAGAUGUGGACGAUCGAAGAAAUACAUGCGGAUGUUCUUGCGGGCAAGAAGGUGGCGGACUUUUUGGAUGGCGAUUGGGACUAG
Molecule: messenger RNA, 1548 nt
Organism: Penicillium oxalicum
Lineage: Eukaryota; Fungi; Ascomycota; Eurotiomycetes; Eurotiales; Aspergillaceae
Product: FAD-dependent oxidoreductase
Exons: 2
Coding region: 1-1548 (515 amino acids)
Biological process (GO): secondary metabolite biosynthetic process
Molecular function (GO): monooxygenase activity; FAD binding
Source: RefSeq, a predicted model, not a curated record